AGAAAAAGAAAAAAUCAGAAAAUAUAUUUUUUUUUCCGUAGAAAAUUGGAGCUUCUCCCUCUUCAUCGUCUUCUUGAAUCUUCCAUUUCCGGAUCGCGGAGACCAUGAGCCCCGCCCAUUUCAACGACCACCACCACGCCCCCCUGUUUCCGCCGCCGCUGAAGACGAACCGCGACUCCCGCUCCAUCAAGAAACCCUCGCCGUCCUCCUCCUCCUCCUCCUCCUCGACGACGGCGGCCGCGGCGCCGCUCCUCGCCUCAGCCCCCGCCCCCGCCUCCGCCUCCGCAGCCGCGCCGAGGCCAUCGCAGCAGCAGCAGCAGCAGCGCCACCCGGUGAUCAUCUACACGCACUCGCCGAAGAUCAUCCACACGCAGCCGCGCGACUUCAUGGCGCUCGUCCAGAAGCUCACCGGCAUCUCCCGCUCCUCGCCCGACGACGAUCCGAAGCCGCCGCCCCCGCCCCCGCCUCCGCCGGCCGAGGCCUUCGCCAACAGCGGCGAUGAGGCCGAGGCGAAGACCUCGAAGGCCGGCGGCGGAGGGGAGGACAACGAGUGCUCGUCGGUGAUCACGGAGGAGAACUGCAGCAGCAGCGUCGGGGACGGCGGCCAGGUGAACUCCUGCUUCGCCGUGGCGGCGCCCGGCUUCGAGGCCGCGAACGGCAACGGCUCGUACCUGAGCAGUCAUCUGCCAUUCGUGCCGCCGAAUAAUGCGGCGGAUUUCCUGUGCUCGAACCAGCCUGGCUUCUACGAUUUCAGCGAGGCGACGGCGUUCGGUUUUCCGGCGAGCAACGUGAGGACGAGCUACAACGUGUCGUCGUACUCCAGUUUUGAAAGGACGAACAAUUUUCGCGAAUUUUGAAAAAAAAAAUAAUUUAUUUUUUGGUCUUGAAAUCUGGUUUUCCGAUUAUUUUUUUUUCUUUUUAAUUUAGAAUCGAUACGCAUGAGAAAAUUAUUGUUUCUUUUUUUUUUCACUGGGCCUUUUUUGGGGAUCCGUUGAAUGCCAAUAAGAAAUUUCAA
Syzygium oleosum is the source of this 1015-nucleotide messenger RNA. Its product is annotated as VQ motif-containing protein 20. Gene Ontology annotation, cellular component: nucleus. The record is from RefSeq and is a predicted model, not a curated record. The coding region runs from base 105 to 857 and encodes 250 amino acids. The transcript has a single exon. Lineage: Eukaryota; Viridiplantae; Streptophyta; Magnoliopsida; Myrtales; Myrtaceae.